Molecule: messenger RNA, 1873 nt
Organism: Solanum dulcamara
Lineage: Eukaryota; Viridiplantae; Streptophyta; Magnoliopsida; Solanales; Solanaceae
Product: phosphatidylinositol:ceramide inositolphosphotransferase 1-like
Exons: 12
Coding region: 525-1454 (309 amino acids)
Biological process (GO): ceramide biosynthetic process
Cellular component (GO): Golgi membrane; trans-Golgi network; endoplasmic reticulum membrane
Molecular function (GO): sphingomyelin synthase activity; inositol phosphoceramide synthase activity; ceramide cholinephosphotransferase activity
Source: RefSeq, a predicted model, not a curated record
GGAUGGCAAAUUCAGGAAUCUCUAAUUUCGUCCUGUUUUAGUAGAGUGUUGGGGCGAUUCGAUAUUAGCCUCUUUCUCUCAAAAGCAGUGUUUCCACCGUUUUUCUGAACUGUCGCUCCGUGUUCAACUCCUUGGCAGACAUACCACACACAACAAAAGGAGAGAGAAAAAAAAAUCAGACAUAAUUUCAAAGUAGCAUUACCAAUACACAGAGAAAAGGAAAAUCAAUCUGCAGGAAAUUUUUUAGAGAAAAAAUAAAAUCUUCCUGCUAGACUGAUUUUCCUUCAACUUUUCCACAGCACUCAUUGCCUAUUGGAAGAAUUUUUUUUUUUUUUUCUCCUCCAAUUUGAUUCCCCCAUCUUCAAACCCAGUUUGGCGAAUUGGGUUGUUUUCAAAAAUCGCUUGAGUUUAACAUUUGAAUUCAAUUGUGGGUUUAAUUUGAGUUUUUAGGAUGAAGGAUUUUGACAUUCAAAGUUUGUUCUUUAUGAUGUAAUACGAAAGUGGUGGUUAAAUACAAAAAAAAAAUGUCGUUUUACAUUGGUCACGAGGCUCCAAAGCUGUGGAAGAGAAUUUGUGCAGAGACAAUAACAGAGAUCAAUCUUCUUGCAGAAAAUUGGAAAUAUAUUCUUGGUGGUCUGAUAUUCCAGUACAUCCAUGGACUUGGUGCUCGUGGGGUUCAUUACUUACAUCGACCUGGACCAACUCUUCAGGACGCUGGCUUCUUUCUUCUUCCGGAGCUUGGGUCAGACAAUGCUUACAUAAGUGAAACUGUAUUCACUGCCAUUUUUCUAUCUUUUGUCUUGUGGACAUUCCAUCCUUUCAUUUUCAAGACCAAAAAGAUCUAUACGGUUCUGAUAUGGUGCAGGGUCCUGGCAUUCUUGGUUGCUUGUCAAUUUCUUCGGAUGAUAACAUUCUAUUCUACACAGCUUCCUGGUCCAAAUUAUCACUGCCGUGAGGGUUCAAAGCUUGCCACACUUCCUCGGCCUGAUAGUGUUUUGGAAGUUCUACUACUUAAUUUUCCUCGGGGCUUACUUUAUGGUUGUGGUGAUUUGAUAUUUUCAUCGCAUAUGAUAUUCUCCCUUGUCUUUGUGAGGACGUAUCACAAGUAUGGCACACGAAGGUUUAUAAAGCAAUGUGCUUGGAUAGCUGUUAUUGCUCAGAGCUUUUUAAUUGUUGCAUCACGUAAACAUUACACUGUUGACGUUGUUGUGGCAUGGUACACUGUUAAUUUAGUAGUGUUCUUCAUUGACAAAAAAUUACCAGAACUGCCUGACCGCACUGGUACAGCCUCGUUGCUACCAGUAAGCAAGGAUAGCAAGACUAAAGAAGAGAAUCACAAACUUCUGAACGGGAACGCAGAUCCUGAAGAUUGGAGGCCCAGAACCCAAAUCAACGGGAUGAUCAUGGAAGAUGGUAACGCGGUCCAUGUUGAAGCAGCGAUGAAUGGUGUGUAGACAGUAAAAUGCAUAGAGUGCAACUAACUGAACCUGGUUGAGGCACUGCUGUUCAAUGUCACUAAAGUUAGCGUUCCACAGCUCAUUCGUGGUGUUCUUCCAAGUCCAAUAGUUUUGGUCUGUAGUGUAGGAUACGAAUUCUAGAUGAUAUGCUUUGAAUGCCUCUAUGGUUCCUAUGCUUAACUUUCAAUUCGAUUUUUCUUCCGAUAAUGCAAUUAUUUUAUAGUUGUGCUCACCAAAGUUGUAAUACACGUGUUCUUUUCUUCAAAGGGUUGAAGAGAAAUGUGAAAUAUGUAGAGAGGUCUGUUGUUAAGAGCAUUCAUGAUGAAUUAACAAGUUUUAUGCUGGUACUUUGGGACCGAGGCGUGGUUAUUGUUGUUUAGUUACACUUACAAGUUUUACGUUGGCUGCAAGAAUCA